CAGCACCCACGGAGGGGUGCAGCUGCCCCGGCCCGGGAGACUUUGCACCCUGGGACUCGGAGUGGGGCCUUUGCUCCCCCGCCGUAUCGCGAUGCAGACCCCAGAAGGGGCCUGAGCCCCCCACGGGGGCUGCUGACACCAGUGGGUGCGACGUGGACAAAGGGCCGGUGCCCACACCCCUCUGAUAGACCGGCGUGAGCCACGCUCCGUACCGACUCGCUUUCGGCAGAGCAUCUGGCUCUCGCCUCCCUGUUUGUUCUAGGUUUCCCCUAGUCCUGAGCUUUACUGAAGCCAUGCUUAGGCUCCGCUUACUAACGUGGGACGUGAAGGACACGCUGCUGCGGCUGCGGCAGCCGGUGGGGGAGAGUUACGCGGCCGAGGCCCGGGCUCACGGGGUCCGGGUGCAGCCGGAGGCUCUCGGUCAGUCUUUCCGGGAGGCGUACGGAGCCCAGAGCCGGCGCUUCCCCAACUACGGCCGGGGCCGGGGGCUGAGCUCCCAGCAGUGGUGGGUCGACGUUGUGAAGCAGACCUUCAGGCUCUCGGGCGUGCACGAAGACGGAGUCCUGACGCUGAUGGCGGAAAACCUCUACCGCGACUUCUGCAGUGCCCGCAACUGGGAGGUGCUGCCGGGAGCUGGCGAGACCCUGAGCCGGUGCCGCCAGCGUGGCUUCCGCAUGGGGGUGGUCUCCAACUUUGAUAACCGGCUGGAAAACGUCCUCUCCCAGUGCAACCUGCGGCACCACUUUGAAUUCGUCCUCACCUCUGAGGACGUGGGCUUCGCCAAGCCGGACAGGAGGAUCUUCGAGGAAGCCCUGCGCCUCGGCGGGGUCCCCCCGGAGCAGGCGGCUCACGUGGGGGAUGACUAUGCCCGGGAUUACAGGGCAGCCCGAGCCGUGGGCAUGCACGGCUUUCUGCUCCGGGCUGCCGGGCAGGGCAAGGAGCCGGGGGUGCCCCCCGAGCACAUCCUGCCCACGCUCAGCCACCUCCUGGCUCUUAUUGAGAAGGGGUAGCUGCGUUUCAGAGGAGGACCAGCGCUGCUGCUGAGCAGUGAACCGGUCCUGGCGUGGGAUUUCUUGCUGCUGGUUGGGCAGGGAAAAGAAGCGAGUGCUUCUGAGCGCAGGGAGCAGCGCUGCUUGCGGAGCAGGAGGGGUUUUAAUGCAAUAAAAUGUAUCCGACGCUCA
Aptenodytes forsteri (emperor penguin) is the source of this 1181-nucleotide messenger RNA. RefSeq names its product haloacid dehalogenase like hydrolase domain containing 3 (gene HDHD3). The record is from RefSeq and is a predicted model, not a curated record. The transcript has a single exon. Lineage: Eukaryota; Metazoa; Chordata; Aves; Sphenisciformes; Spheniscidae. Bases 294 to 1010 code for a protein of 238 amino acids.